Gloeophyllum trabeum ATCC 11539 is the source of this 750-nucleotide messenger RNA. RefSeq lists its product as uncharacterized. The coding region runs from base 314 to 652 and encodes 112 amino acids. The record is from RefSeq and is a predicted model, not a curated record. Lineage: Eukaryota; Fungi; Basidiomycota; Agaricomycetes; Gloeophyllales; Gloeophyllaceae. The transcript has a single exon.
CCGCGAGCGGCGCGCUCGCGCAUACCCUCUUCUCCGCAUCGCGGACACUCCUCGACAGUCGUCCACCCACGCUGGCCUCCGUCAACGCCUCUACGACUCCGCCGCUCGGCAUAGAUGGUACGGCGACCGGCAGGCUAGCGCGUAGUGUCUUGCCUUGUCCCCUCGAUGGUUCUCUACAUCGACGCCAGUACAACCCCACUCGGCAAAGACGGGACGUAUCGCGGACCCGUGAGAGGCAUGCUGGCGCAUAUCGUCUUAUCCUCCCGCGAUAACCCUCAACGUCGACGCCUCUCCAGCCCCGCUCGACACACAGAUGGGAUGGAUCGUGCUCCCGCGAGCGGCACGCUCGCGCCUUUCUGGAUGGCUGCUCACCGACCCCGCUCUGCGAACACGGGACGCUCGCACCUGGGGCCACCUGGACGACUAUGCUCCCGCCGGAAGUGGCGCGAGCAGGGUGUCGAUGGGGCCGGGGCGUUCGCUGUGCAAUGACGCGGCUCUUUGCGGCAGGGCGACUCGACUUGUCUGUCAAACGUCUGCCGGACGGGACGGAUGGCGUUCUGGGGAGCAGAGUCUCGCGGGUGCUAUGGUACGUGGUGUGCUGAUGGUGGGACUUGUUGUAUUGAUGUGUGUGCUGCGACUGGCGGCUCUGUAGGGACUUUAGCUUGAACAUAGCGCUAGGAAUGGAGCGGCGGAAGGCAAUGUACAGGGUAUAUGCCGUAAUGGCACACCCUAACCCUAGGGCGAGCAGCG